Messenger RNA from Camarhynchus parvulus, 369 nucleotides. RefSeq names its product lymphotactin-like. Gene Ontology annotation, biological process: chemokine-mediated signaling pathway; cellular response to interleukin-1; monocyte chemotaxis. NCBI's taxonomy places the organism in Eukaryota, Metazoa, Chordata, Aves, Passeriformes, Thraupidae. The record is from RefSeq and is a predicted model, not a curated record. Gene Ontology annotation, molecular function: CCR chemokine receptor binding; chemokine activity. Gene Ontology annotation, cellular component: extracellular region.
AUGACAGUAUAUAAACCCAGUGAAAGGGGGCUGACAGUAGACAAUUUCUGCUCUGCCUUGAAACAGAAGCCAGCGAUGAAGCUCCACACCGCAGCAAUCCUGCUCCUCUUCUGGCUUGGUGUCUUCACUGCGCACACAGUCAAAGGGAGCGUUAGCAGUCAGCCCAUGCGCAAAUUCAGUUGUGUAAAACUGUCUACAAAGCAGUGGAACAUCCGAAAUUUUGUGAACUAUGAAAAGAAACAAGUACCAAUAGAUGCCAUCAUGUUCAUCACUGCAGGAGGUAUCAGGAUCUGUGUAAGUCCUAAUCAGAAAUGGGUUCAGGCUGCUAUAAAGAGAAUAGAUGAAAGCCGUGCUGCCAAACGCAAAUAA